Molecule: messenger RNA, 1053 nt
Organism: Coffea arabica (coffee)
Lineage: Eukaryota; Viridiplantae; Streptophyta; Magnoliopsida; Gentianales; Rubiaceae
Source: RefSeq, a predicted model, not a curated record
AUGAAACAGAUAAAUGGCAGCCUAGAUAUCCACUUCUGGAAACCAAGAAGACUGCCAGUUCACUCAAUGAAUCUUAAGAAGGCAUCAAUCAUAGUUCUGUUCUCAGCGUUACAUGUCAAAGCACUAGAUAGCCCCAGUCAGCAUCUCCGCAAUCCUGUCAAUCCAAAACUUGUUGUCAUUGUUGCUCUGUCUAAUGACCCAGAUGAUCAAGAGCAAGAGCCUGAAGGUGUUCUUCGAUCAGUAUCCGGGUUGCAAAAAAGUAUAAUUGAUUCUCUCCCAUUUUUCACUUUCUCAUCACUUAAGGGCUCAAAAGAAGGCCUAGAAUGUGCAGUUUGUUUAUCAAAGUGUGAAGACAUCGAAGUGCUUCGCUUGUUGCCAGGGUGCAAGCAUGCAUUCCACAUAAAUUGUAUUGAUAAGUGGCUUGAAAGCCACUCUAGCUGCCCUCUUUGCAGAGGAACCAAUAUUGAACUUUUCAUCCAAAGAGAGCAAGAACAUCACAAGUCAUCCAGAUUUAAUAUGGUCAGAAGUCUUCAGAAACUCAGUGUAGGCAGGAAAGAAGAUCAGUCAAUCCCCAGAGACUUAUUGUGCUUAAGGUCUGAAAUGCUGAAUCUGAACUCAAGUAAAAUAUUCUCCCCAUUCAAGCCUGAACGCCAGACGUUUGGCGAAGAAUUUCUCAUGAAUCAAAGUAUUUUCGAGAUCAAAGAAGACAGAGAAAGAAAACCAUUGUAUGUAUCAAAAGUCAGCAAAGUUAUAGGACAUCCAGUUACAGCAUCAAGCCCACCAAUUGCUGCCAACAUUGGCCUAAACCAGAAGGUAAACUUGACGCUACUCGAUUCAGCUGAGAAGAGAUCAAAGUCAGAAAUAAUCAACUUUCCACGAUAUGCAGAGUACAGUGCCAGAAACCGGACUAAUGAAUCAUCAGUCUUGUCCAGGAGUGGGAGAAGGAACGAGAUAAUUAGAAAGCUCUGGCUGUCUAUAGCAACAAGGACAGUUCAAUGGUUUGCAGGCAGAGACAGAGGUCUAGAUUGGAAAAGAUCUCCAUUGAAUGUCUGA